UCUUGGUGGAAAUGUGUUGUUUUUUCAAAAGGUAUUAAUUACAUGUGAUUUUAGUGAUAACGAUAUUGUAAACUAAUUGAAAUAAAUCUUGUUGUCUGGUGGUGUAUUGGUGUUUCUAAAUUUCGUGAAUUUUGUGACUGAUUAAAUUAAUCAAAGAUGAAGAACCAAGUGGAAAAAAAUAAUUGCAGUUUCAACCCUUGUACUCAAACUUCAAUGGAUCCUGGUGAAGAAAUCGUUAUCUCGGGGAUUGCUGGAAGAUUUCCUGAAUCUGAUAAUAUGAGACUCUUUCAAGAGAACUUGUUUAACAAAGUUGAUCUUGUGACUGAUGAUGAUCGUCGUUGGAAAUUAGAUCAUCCCGAAAUUCCUCAAAGGACUGGUAAAAUAAAUAAUGUGAGUAAAUUUGAUGCUCUCUUUUUCGGAGUUCAUUUUAAACAAGCCCACACAAUGGAUCCGAUGUGCAGAAUGCUGAUGGAGCAUGCUUAUGAAGCUAUUGUUGAUGCUGGUGUUAACCCCAGACAGUUAAGAGGAACCAGAACUGGAGUUUUCAUCGGAGCUUGUUUUUCAGAAUCAGAAAAGACAUGGUUUUAUGAAAAACUUCAAGUAAAUGGAUUCGGAAUUACUGGAUGUAGUAGAGCAAUGUUAGCUAACAGAUUAUCAUAUUGGUUGGGAGUAACUGGACCAAGUUAUACUGUUGACUCUGCUUGUAGUUCAAGUUUGUUUGCUAUGGAGCAUGCUUAUAGAGCUAUCCGUAAUGGUCAAUGUGAUGCAGCACUCGUUGGAGGUGCUAAUCUGUGUCUACAUCCUUAUGUAUCACUCCAAUUUUCACGUUUAGGCGUAUUGUCACCUGAUGGCCGCUGUAAAUCUUUUGAUGCUGAUGCAAAUGGAUAUACCAGGAGUGAAACGGUGAGUGUAGCAUUCCUUCAAAAAGCUAAAAAUUCGAAAAGAAUUUAUGCUACAUUAGUACACGGAAAAACAAACUGUGAUGGUUUUAAAGAGCAAGGAAUAACUUUUCCAUCAAGUGUAAUGCAGAGUGUAUUAUUAAGAGAAUUUUACGAAGAAUGUAAAGUUCCACCUACUAGCUUGGCUUAUAUUGAAGCUCAUGGAACUGGAACUAAAGUAGGUGAUCCUGAAGAAAUCAAUGCUAUCGACUCUGUUUUCUGCAUUGGACGAACUGAACCUUUAAGAAUUGGAUCAAUUAAAUCAAAUUUAGGCCAUGCUGAGCCUGCUAGUGGAAUGUGUUCCAUUGCUAAAGUUAUUAUUGCCAAUGAAUCAGGCAUUAUUCCACCAAAUCUUCAUUAUAAACGUCCACGUGAAGGCGUUAAAGCGUUAGAAGAAGGCCGCAUUACAGUAAUCACGGAGCCAACGCCAUGGAAAGGUGGUUAUGUGGGUGUCAGCUCAUUUGGAUUUGGUGGAGCAAAUGCUCAUAUAUUACUUAAAUCGAAUCCCAUUGAAAAAGUCAAUAAUGGAAUUCCCGGUGAUGAUCUUCCUCGACUUGUAAUAGCAUCUGGAAGAACAGAAGAAGCUGUUGAAUGCAUUUUAAAGGAUGUUGAAAGUCGACCUCCUGAUGUUGAGUAUGUGAAACUUCUUCAUGAUAUCCAUUCAGAAGAUAUUCCUGGGCAUCUUUAUAGAGGAUAUAGUGUGUUAAAAAAAGAAACAACUUCUGAGAAGUUUAUUAGGGAUAUUGAACAUUAUCCAGGUGCUAAAAGACCAAUUUGGUUUGUUUUUUCUGGAAUGGGAUCUCAGUGGCCAUGCAUGGGAACUGCAUUACUUAGAUUUCCUGUAUUUGCUGAAGCUAUCAAAAAAUGUGAUACUGUUUUAAAACCUCGUGCAGUCAAUAUUUAUGAUAUCUUAACCAAUCCAAGUAAAUCAACUUUUGAUAAUAUUUUGAAUUCAUUUGUUGGAAUUGCUGCUAUUCAAAUCGGACUUGUAGAUCUUUUGACAUCGCUAAAAAUUGUACCAGAUCACAUAAUAGGCCAUUCUGUGGGAGAGCUUGGAUGUGCUUAUGCAGAUGGUUGUUUUACAGCAGAACAAAUGGUUUUAGCUGCUUAUUCUAGAGGUUUAGCUUCAAUUGAAACUAAAACAAUCUUUGGAUCAAUGGCUGCAGUUGGUUUGGGUUAUGAAGAUAUCAAAGAUCUUUGUCCACCGGAUAUUGAAGUUGCUUGUCACAAUGGACCUGAGAGCUCCACCAUCUCUGGACCAGCUGAAUCAAUGAAAGCCUUUGUUGCUAAACUUCAAGCCAAUCAAAUAUUUGCACGUGAAGUUCCUUGCAGUAAUAUUGCUUAUCACAGUCGUUAUAUCGCAGAUGCUGGACCAAAAUUAUUAAAAUAUUUGAGAGAAGUGAUUCCUGAACCCAAACCAAGAAGCCCUAAAUGGUUGAGUACUUCAGUUCCUCGUAGUCAGUGGUCCACACCUCAAGCUAGACUAUCGUCUGCAGAAUAUCACACUAAUAAUCUUCUCAGUGCUGUACUUUUUGAAGAAACUUCAAACUUAAUUCCUAAAGAUGCUGUUACUAUUGAAAUCGCUCCUCACGGUUUACUGCAAGCAAUUUUACGGAGAUCUCUACAUCCUAGUAUUACGAAUAUUCCUUUAACACAACGAGGACAUAAAGAUAAUGUCGAAGUAUUUCUUCAAGCUGUAGGUAAACUUUACAGUGUUGGACUUCAACCACAAAUAUCAAAUUUAUAUCCUGAAGUUAAAUUCCCUGUAUCUCGUGGUACUCCAAUGAUCUCACCAUUAAUUAGAUGGGAACACUCUGAUGAAUGGUAUGUAACAUCAUAUAGAAUGCAAGAAAAAAUAACUUCUGGUGAACGAGUGGUAGAAGUGUCCUUAAAUGAUGAAGACUAUGAAUACAUGGCAGGUCAUGUGAUUGAUGGUAGAAAUCUAUUUCCUGCUACUGGAUAUCUCUCUUUAAUUUGGGAAACUAUAGGCAUGAUAAGGGGAGAGCUAUAUACUGAAGUUUCAGUCAUCUUUAGUGAUGUAAAAUUCCUUCGAGCUACGACUAUUCCUAAAGAAGGAAAAAUUGAAUUCACAUUGAUGAUUCAAAAAGGAACUGGAAGGUUUGAAGUGAUCGAAGGUGAUGUUGCUGUAGUCACAGGAUACAUUCAUUAUACUGCUAAACCAUCAUCAGAGAAAAUGAAUCCAAAAAUUCCAGUAGAAGACUGCGAAGAAGUAAUGCAAAGCAAAGAUGUUUAUAAAGAGCUCCGUUUACGUGGAUAUCAUUACAAUGGACUUUUUCGAAGCAUUAAUUGUGCGACAACAAAUGGAACUCGAGGAAAAAUUACUUGGGCUAAUAAUUGGGUUGCUUUUAUGGACAAUAUGUUACAGAUGCAAAUACUCGGAAUGGAUUCACGUGGUUUAUUUGUUCCUACUGGAAUUCAGAAGCUUGUUAUUGACACUAAAAUGCAUUUAAAUCAAAUUAGAGCUAUGCCUGAUGAUAUGAAAGAAUUCCAAGUUUAUUGCGACAAAACAUUAGAUUUAAUUAUAGCAGGAGGAGUAGAAAUUCGAGGUUUAAAAGCGAGUGCAAUUGCUCGUAGAAAACCUGGUGGUGAACCUGUUCUAGAAUCAUAUAAAUUUAUCGCUCAUAGAGAUCAAACUGAGGUUUCUCUGAAAGAAGCAAUACGAAUAGCAACACAUUUAGCUCUAGAAAAUCAUCAAGGAAUCCGAAUAAAGGCUCUAGAACACUUGGGUGUUAAUGAAAAAUAUUCAGUUCAAGAUUUAAUUCUGUCUUCUAUAUCAAAUGUGCUUGAAGAUAUUCCAUUGAUACAAGCUGAUCUAAAUAUUGUACUUAGCACAGAGAAUCCAUUUACAGAAAAUGAUGUACCUUCAAAAAUUAAUAUAACAGAAGUAAAAAAACUUCCACCUGAAACUAAUGCUUUAUUGUUAGUUGGCCGGAAUCUUCUUUUCAAUGAAAAAAAUACAAUAUUAACUGAACUAUUACUUUCUGUUAAAGAUGGAGGUUUUAUUUUAACUUUGGAAUCAAUGAAUAUUCAAGAUUGCGAUGAAGUCACCAAAAAACAUAAUUUAGAUAUAAUUCUGGAAAAGGUGGUCAAUAACUCAACAUUUUUAUUGUUGAGAAAACGCGAUAAAUUACCUAAGAGAUCUGUAAUCGUGAAUAUAAAACAUAAUACAUUUUCUUGGGUUGAUGAGUUAAAAGAUACUUUAAAAACAGAAGUCGAACGAGAGUCGGGAAGUGGUGCAAGAAUUAUCAUCGUCAGCGAAAAAAAUUUUGAAAGUGGUUUACUGGGAUUAGUAAAUUGUCUACGUAAAGAACCUGGUGGAGAAAUGAUUCGAGGAGUUUUAAUUCAGGAUGAAAAAGCUCCAGACUUCUCUUUAUUAUUGCCUUUAUAUACUAAUCAACUUAAGCUUGAUCUUGCAGUGAAUGUUCUCCGACCAAAUAAAAUUUGGGGAUCUUAUAGACAUCUUGAGCUUCCACCAUUGACUCUAAAACCUUUCCAUCAUGCUUGGGCUAACCAACUUGUUAGAGGUGAUUUAAGUUCCCUUCAAUGGCUUCAAGGUCCAAUUGAAUCUUAUACUACUCAUCCAGAUCUAGUCCAUAUUAUUUAUUCAGCUAUCAAUUUCCGUGAUAUCAUGUUAGCUAGUGGUAAGCUCGCUAUUGAAAUCGUCGCAAAGACUAGAGCCCAAGAAGAAUGCGUUCUUGGAUUUGAAUAUUCAGGAAUAGACUGCACAGGUCAAAGAGUGAUGGGUUUAAUUCCUUUCCGAGCCAUCACCAAUCAAGCUAUAAUCGAUCGAAAUUUAUCUUGGCCAGUUCCGGAUGGUUGGACUCUUGAAGAUGCUGCAACUGUUCCUUGUGUCUAUGCUACAUCAUAUUAUGCAUUGUACCUAAGUGGAAACAUGAAGAAAAAAGAUAAGGUUUUAAUUCAUGCGGGAUCUGGGGGUGUUGGUCAAGCAGCUAUCACUCUAGCUUUGAAUGAAGGAUGUGAAGUAUUUACUACCGUUGGCACGCUUCAUAAGCGAAAAUUUAUUAGAGAAAGAUUCCCACAAAUUCCUGAUGAUCAUAUUGGAAAUUCACGUGAUACCAGUUUUGAACAAUUAAUUCUCAAAAAAACGAAUGGCCGUGGUGUGGAUAUUGUUUUAAAUUCUUUAGCUGAUGAAAAACUUCAAGCUUCAAUUCGCUGUUUAGCUAAAGGUGGUAGAUUUUUAGAAAUUGGAAAAUUCGAUAUGGCAAAUGACAGUCAUCUAGGAAUGGCUGCUUUUCUGAAUGAAAUCAGUUUUCAUGGUAUUCUAUUAGAUAAUCUUUUCGACGCUCCUGCUGAAAAAAAAAUUCAAUUAAAAAAACUUUUACAAAAAGGAUUAGAUAAUGGUUCAAUUCAACCUCUUACGAGGACAGUUUUUCCGAAAGAUCAGCUAGAAGCAGCCUUUCGAUUUAUGGGAGCUGGAAAACAUAUUGGUAAAGUUCUAAUUAAUGUCCUUGAUGAAAAAAACUGUCAAAAUAUAGCAAUCCCUGCUCUGCCAAGAUAUUACUGUUUACAAAAUCGAAGUUAUAUCAUUCUUGGAGGUCUUGGUGGAUUUGGAUUAGAAUUAGCCGACUGGUUAGUACUAAGAGGUGCUCGAUAUCUUAUUCUUACUUCUCGAAGUGGAUUAAAAAAUGGAUAUCAGAAAAUGCGAAUAAAAUUAUGGGAAGAUUAUGGAGUAAAAGUAAAAGUGGUUGUCAAUAAAAAUGUAGCAAUUCAAGAAGAAUGCGAAGAUAUUUUAAGAGCAGCUAUAAAAUUUGCGCCUGUUGAUGCAAUUUUCAAUCUUGCUGUUGUACUUAAAGAUGGUUUGUGUGAGACUCAGACUGCAGAAAAUUUUGAAGAAUCUUUUAAAGCCAAGGCUUGGAGUACAAAAAUGUUUGAUAAAUUAUCAAGAGAAAUUUGUCCUCAGCUUCGACAUUUUGUAGUGUUUUCUUCAGUUUCAUGUGGACGUGGAAAUGUUGGUCAAACUAAUUAUGGUAUGGCUAAUUCUGUUAUGGAAAGAAUCUGUGAAAAACGUAAGGAAGAUGGUUUUCCUGCAUUAGCGAUACAAUGGGGAGCUAUUGGAGAUGUUGGAAUAGUUGCUGACAUGCAAGAAGAUAAUAAAGAGCUUGUCAUUGGUGGUACACUUCAACAAAAAAUUUCCUCAUGUCUUCAAGAACUCAAUCAUUUUCUUACGCAAGAUGAUCCUAUUGUAGCAAGUAUGGUUGUGGCAGAAAAGAAAGCUGGAGGAUCUGGAUCUCUCAAUAUUGUAGAUACUGUUUUAAAUAUCAUGGGAGUAAAAGAUUUAAAAACUAUAAGUCAUCAUACAUCUUUAGCAGAGCUUGGUAUGGAUUCAAUGAUGGCUGUAGAAAUUAAACAAACACUUGAAAGAGAAUUCGAAAUAUUCCUCACUUCUCAGGACAUUAGAGGUCUCAAUUUUGCAAAACUGCUAGAAAUGAAUUUAAAGAAUACAGAGAGAAAUAAACAAAACAGAAGUGCAGGUGGUGAUGAAGUUUUAACAGGCAUGAAGAUUCUUCUUCGAGUUGUCGGCCGAGCAGACGAAUAUUCAGACAUAUGUCUGAAGCUUCAAACUAAAGAAGAAGUCGGAAGGCAUGAAGUAUUUCUCAUUCCUGGAGUAGAAGGUUGUGGAUCUGUUUUUUUCAGUCUUGCAGAGCAUAUUAAAUCACCAGCAACAUGUUUACAGUUAGAUAACAUGACUACUCAAUAUUUUUCUAUCUUUGAAAUGGCAAAUCAAUUAUUGCCGCACGUCUUACAACGAAACAAAGGUCGUCGAGAUUUUGUGAUUGCUGGGUACUCUUACGGUUCGUUAGUUGCUAUUGAAUUGGCAAGAAAGUUGGAAGCUGAAGGUUUAACUGGAAGAUUAGUUCUAAUUGAUGGUGCACCAGAGCUUAUGAAAGCCAUUAAAGAUCAACAAUUAGCAUCAGCUAGUGAUGAGGAGCUAGAAACCAAUGUACUUGUAGGAAUUAUGGAUAUUUAUUCUCCAUCAUUAAGUGGAGAGCUCUUCGUGGAAUUACAAAAGUGUUUAUCUUGGGUAGAAAAACUGGAAAAGUUUUUACAUUUCUUACCUGCAGAGUCUUUACAGAUAUCACCAGAGCGUCAAGGAAAAAUUUGCACUGCAGUUUAUCAUCGUUUAAUUGCCCUUCAAAAUUAUGAUAUUUCUGAUUUACCACCUCUCAGAUCUUCAAUCUUACUUUUAAAACCAUCAAUGCCAACCUUGAAAAGUGUUACAGGAGAUUAUGGGCUUAGUAAUAUUACUCGAGAAAAAGUUGAAGUUUAUACUAUUGAUGGCAAUCAUGUAACAAUUCUAGAUAAUCUGAAAAUUGCAACAGCCAUCAAUGGAGAACCACUUGAAGAUGCUGAAGCAUUCAAAGCUAAAAUUAUGGAAGAUGGAAAAAUUCUUACUCCGAUUCUUGAUCAACAACAACACACCAGAUCUUAGUUUAAUCUAUAUUCAAAUAAUUGUCAGUUCGAUAAUGAACUGACAGCUGUUUUAUUAAUUAUAGUCUAAGUCAUUGUUUUAUUCAUUUUGUUACACUAUAAACUGUUACGUCCUAAUAUCUAAUAGUAAAAAAAAUGAAGGGUAGAAAUGAUCGUUUUUAAUGAAAAAUCAUUUAUUGUAUAUACAAGACGGAAAAUUUAUAUCAUUCACCUUCCAAAUGUAAUAAACAUUGCUUUUUCCAACAGCAAGAACACAGUAUCUUUUACACACAUUAAUGUUUGUUUCAGACACACUCAGCCUUUUGAAUAUAAUAAAAUUACUAAAUAAC
Messenger RNA from Chelonus insularis, 7738 nucleotides. It is a transcript of the gene FASN3, whose product is annotated as Fatty acid synthase 3. The transcript has 8 exons. Gene Ontology annotation, molecular function: phosphopantetheine binding; oxidoreductase activity; fatty acid synthase activity. The record is from RefSeq and is a predicted model, not a curated record. Lineage: Eukaryota; Metazoa; Arthropoda; Insecta; Hymenoptera; Braconidae. Gene Ontology annotation, biological process: fatty acid biosynthetic process. The coding region runs from base 157 to 7410 and encodes 2417 amino acids.